UUUUUUUUUUUUUUGAUCAGAAACAAGUUGAAACAGCAUUAUCCCGCAGUAUUCCUUUUUUUUUCUUAAUUUUUUUUUUCUUUUCUUUCUUUAACUUAUAUACCAUGUUCGAUUAUGCCUAGUGGAAGAAAAUACAAAUAUAAACAUCAAUAUUCAUCAUUGCAUAAUGGUCACAACAUCAAGAAUAACGGUUCUGAACCAACAAGUUCGGUGACGGAGAAGUUAGCAACAUUACGAUUGGAACAAGCAAGAGCAGAAGCAAAUCGAGAACGAAGACGACGAUAUGAUUCUACUUUAACAGGUACUAUUCAACAACAACAACAACAACGGCAACAACAAAUAACCAUGAUGGACCCAAUGUCUUAUUGGAUGCAACCUCGACCUCCUGCAAUGACAUUACCAAACAAUGAUAAUCCACCAACAGUGACACCACCUUAUACUAGACCAGCUGCAGGUCCACCACCACCACCAUCUUGGACUGCUGCUAGUAGAAGAACUCAUGCGUCUACUAACUCUACUACCUCUAUUUCUUCAAGAAUUAAACAACAACGACGAUUACAACUGAAACAUGGUAGUGAACUUUCUUUUUCUGUUCAGAGUUUAAUGUCACUUUGUUGUUGUCAACUCGCUGAUACUCUCUCUUCUUCUUCUUCUUCUUAUACUUCUCAAUUGGCUCAACAAUUCAAAUGUAUACCCAGUCAUGUCAAACAAAUCUUACUUUAUGAAUGGUCCUUUCUUGGAAACGAUGGUGAUAGAUCUUUACUGACUGACAAUACGUUGACUAUGUUUCAAAAGACUGAAUACGAAGAAUUGUGGUUGGAAGGUAGUUGUAUUUCAUUGGAACGAUUGAUUCAGGCAUUUUGGAAGGUAGAUAUGAUACCAAUGACAACAACAUCAAUAACGACGAAACAAGAGGAACCAGUGGAUGAUUGGGAAGAUCUGUUAUUAGAUGACGAAAAGACGGGAAAUGAAAGAAAAGGCGAUAGCAAUGAUGAUAUUCCUCAGUUUAUAUUGGAUUUAAAUCAGCAAGAAGAAACUGGACAAUGGUUACAUUUAUAUCAAGUGAUGAAAGUACUACGACCAGAGAUCGAAAAUGUGAUCUAUACACCAAGAGUAUCAUAUACUUUAUCAACACCAUUCUUAGGUCGUACAUUGGUAUCAUUAAAUAUUUCAUUUAUGCAUUUGACGAAUAAGACACCAUGGAUCACAUUGGCUUAUCUUGUGGCAACAACAGUACCAAAUUUAUUAUGGCUUUAUUCAGCAGGAUGUUUUGAUAUGAUACAAGGACCACCAGCUAUGAUGAUAUUCUCUCGUGGUUUACGCAAAUUAAAAUUUUGGGAUCUUGGUUAUUAUGACUGGUUACAACCGGAUCUACUGACUUCUGUGAUCGAUUGGGGACGGGAUUUAAGGGAAUUGAAUACUUUAUGUCUGACGAACAACAACAACAACAAUGAAAUAAGUUUAGAAACUAUAAGAAGAUGGUUCAAGGAACAUCAAUUAUCAAGAAUUAUAAUUAGUUAAAGAAAUGUUUGAAUAUAUACAUAUAUAUUUUUAGAUUAGAUUUAGUUUAGUCAUUCUUUAUGAUAUGAAAAUAAUAAAAGAAGAUCAUUUGGAAUUACC
This is a messenger RNA of Halteromyces radiatus, 1620 nucleotides long. RefSeq lists its product as uncharacterized. The transcript has a single exon. The coding region runs from base 115 to 1521 and encodes 468 amino acids. Lineage: Eukaryota; Fungi; Mucoromycota; Mucoromycetes; Mucorales; Cunninghamellaceae. The record is from RefSeq and is a predicted model, not a curated record.